This is a messenger RNA of Paramisgurnus dabryanus, 2841 nucleotides long. RefSeq names its product DEAH (Asp-Glu-Ala-His) box helicase 15 (gene dhx15). Gene Ontology annotation, molecular function: ATP binding; RNA binding; RNA helicase activity. NCBI's taxonomy places the organism in Eukaryota, Metazoa, Chordata, Actinopteri, Cypriniformes, Cobitidae. The record is from RefSeq and is a predicted model, not a curated record. Gene Ontology annotation, cellular component: spliceosomal complex; intracellular anatomical structure.
CGGUCGCCAUCUUGUCGUUUAGCCGCGCGGCAGAGUGAGUGAGAGAGUCCAGUGGCCGUGUUAGCAAUAACCGACCAAACUCUUUCUCUUUUAAUUCUUAACCAUUCUAUUACAAGAUGUCGAAACGACAUCGCUUGGAUUUAGGCGACGAUUAUUCGUCGAGCAAAAGGAGAUCAUCUGAAGGUAAAGACCGUGACAGAGACCGGGAUGAGCGGCCAAAGGAUCGUGACCGCGACCGUGACAGAGAUCGUGAUAGGGACAGAGAGAGAGACAGCAAGAGCUCGAGUGCAGCCCUCAGCUCCAGUGUGCCCAGCGGUGUCGGGAUGAUCCCACUUAAGCAGACAGCCAUGCAUCAGCAGAUCAACCCCUUCACCAAUCUCCCUCACACCCCACGCUACUAUGAGAUCCUCAAGAAGAGGCUGCAGUUGCCCGUUUGGGAAUACAAAGAACGGUUUAAUGAUAUCCUCAAUCGUCAUCAGAGCUUUGUGCUGGUUGGAGAGACAGGCUCUGGAAAGACCACACAGAUUCCUCAGUGGUGUGUAGACAUGGUGAGGGCUCUCCCUGGCCCUAAGCGUGGAGUUGCUUGUACACAGCCACGUAGGGUGGCAGCCAUGAGUGUGGCACAGAGAGUCGCAGAUGAAAUGGAUGUCAUGCUUGGACAGGAAGUUGGAUACUCUAUCAGAUUCGAGGACUGUAGCUCUGCAAAGACCAUUCUGAAAUACAUGACAGAUGGUAUGUUACUCCGUGAGGCUAUGAACGACCCCUUGCUCGAGCGUUAUGGUGUCAUUAUUCUCGAUGAGGCUCACGAGCGCACGCUAGCAACAGACAUUCUGAUGGGCGUCCUCAAAGAGGUGGUGCGUCAGAGGACAGACCUUAAGGUCAUCGUGAUGAGCGCCACCCUGGAUGCUGGAAAGUUUCAAGUUUAUUUCGACAACUGCCCCCUGCUCACUAUUCCUGGCCGGACACAUCCUGUAGAGAUCUUCUACACACCCGAGCCGGAGAGAGACUACCUGGAGGCCGCGAUUCGCACAGUCAUCCAGAUCCACAUGUGUGAGGAAGAUGAGGGAGAUGUACUGCUCUUCCUUACUGGACAGGAGGAAAUCGACGAAGCUUGCAAGCGGAUCAAACGUGAAAUCGAUGACCUGGGCCCAGAUGUUGGAGACAUCAAAAUCAUCCCUCUGUACUCCACACUGCCACCACAGCAACAGCAGAGGAUCUUUGAGCCGCCUCCACCACGCAAACCGAGCGGAGCCAUUGGCAGGAAGGUUGUGGUUUCAACAAACAUCGCCGAGACGUCCCUGACCAUCGACGGGGUUGUGUUUGUAAUUGAUCCUGGCUUUGCCAAGCAAAAGGUGUAUAACCCUCGCAUUCGUGUCGAGUCGCUUCUCGUAACGGCUAUUAGUAAAGCUUCAGCCCAGCAAAGAGCAGGCCGUGCCGGGCGUACGCGCCCGGGCAAGUGCUUCCGACUGUACACUGAGAAGGCCUACAAGACUGAGAUGCAGGACAACACAUACCCUGAGAUUCUCAGGUCCAAUUUGGGUUCUGUGGUGUUACAGCUCAAAAAGCUGGGUAUUGAUGAUCUGGUGCACUUUGACUUCAUGGACCCCCCAGCUCCUGAGACGCUGAUGCGAGCCCUGGAGCUGUUGAACUACCUAGCGGCGCUGAAUGACGACGGUGACCUGACGGAGCUGGGCUCCAUGAUGGCUGAGUUCCCGCUUGACCCCCAGCUGGCCAAGAUGGUUAUCGCCAGCUGUGAGUUCAACUGCUCCAAUGAGAUCCUCUCCAUCACUGCAAUGUUAUCAGUCCCACAGUGCUUUGUGCGACCCACCGAAGCUAAGAAGGCAGCCGACGAGUCCAAAAUGAGGUUCGCCCAUAUUGACGGAGACCACCUGACCUUGCUCAACGUCUACCACGCCUUUAAACAGAACCACGAGUCUGUGCAGUGGUGCUAUGAUAACUUCGUUAACUACCGCUCAUUGAUGUCGGCUGAUAACGUGCGGCAGCAGCUCUCCCGCAUCAUGGAUCGCUUUAACCUCCCACGACGCAGCACAGAGUUUACCAGCCGAGACUACUACAUCAACAUCCGUCGUGCUCUGGUCACCGGCUUCUUCAUGCAGGUUGCUCACCUGGAGCGUACGGGACACUAUCUAACGGUGAAGGACAACCAGGUGGUCCAGUUGCACCCUUCCACAGUACUGGACCAUAAGCCCGAGUGGGUUCUCUACAACGAGUUCGUGCUGACCACCAAGAACUACAUCCGCACCUGCACUGAUAUAAAACCCGAAUGGCUGGUGAAAAUUGCUCCACAGUACUAUGAAAUGGGCAACUUUCCUCAGUGUGAAGCUAAGAGGCAAUUGGAGCGCAUCGUCGCUAAACUUCAAACCAAGGAAUACUCGCAGUACUGAUUCUGCCCAGUGGUAUAAGGACAAUAUACGUUUUGAAUUCAGUAUGUGCUGUGCAGUGCUGCUUUGAGCUCUGAAGUUGUACAUUGUCACAUGUCAUUCAUCUUUAGGUUUCUGUUCUCUUUUUUCUGUUUCGAUUUGUCGAUAUCGUCUUUAAGAUAUUAUUUUUUUAUCAAUUCUUUUGCUCCCAUCCACUCCAUGCGUCUCUGGACCCGAUAAUGGUGUAUUAUUAAAUUGUCACUAGGCACUAAGGAUUGACUGGGAGCAAAUGCUUACAGGGAAACCACCAUCAGCUGGUUUGCAUGAAGAUUCAUGUAGAUGUUGACAUUCCUUAUUGACAUUGAGAACUUGCUAUGUUAUUGAGUAGAGCAGUUCCUGUUCUUUCUGUAUAGGAGCUUUUACUUCAAUAAAGAAAAAUAACUUGAUUUCAAUAAUGAAA